AUGCCCACCGUUGUUGCCCCCCAGCCUACGCGUCCAAUGGCCCUCCUAUCACUUUCGACACCACCACCCCCUAUGCUGGGCUCCCCCAUCGAGCUCACGCGUCGCGACACAGAAUCCCAUCGCGCUACUUGGGCCCCCAAACAGCGACCAGCUCGAAGGGCGCCUCGUCGACAGCUCUUCUCGUCGUACAGCCGAUCGCACUGUUGCUGCGUCGAAUGCCCCAUCAUUCCGUCGUCGCGUCCACCACUGCAUUUCAGCGCGACUGAUGCCCUCGAUCUGCCGUUCCAGCCGAUCACUCAGGAAGUAGACCUUCCUUCCGCCGGCCCCGGCCCCAUCCGCCGACGCAAAGCUUUGACACGCCCCAGCCCCCUCGAACCGCCUCGAAACCACCCAUAUUUGCUUGACAUCGACAUCCCAUCAUUGCGCGAUGCACGCCCGAUCACGCCGACGCGUAGCGCUCCCCCUAAUCACCAGAUCCAAUUUCGCAACCUCAUGCCUGUAUUAUUAUGCGACAUCGACGACGAAUCACCGUCGCCACACUCACCUGCUCUGCAAUGA
Molecule: messenger RNA, 558 nt
Organism: Pleurotus ostreatus (oyster mushroom)
Lineage: Eukaryota; Fungi; Basidiomycota; Agaricomycetes; Agaricales; Pleurotaceae
Exons: 3
Coding region: 1-558 (185 amino acids)
Source: RefSeq, a predicted model, not a curated record